Ctenocephalides felis (cat flea) is the source of this 955-nucleotide messenger RNA. RefSeq names its product zinc finger protein 525-like. Gene Ontology annotation, molecular function: RNA polymerase II cis-regulatory region sequence-specific DNA binding; DNA-binding transcription factor activity, RNA polymerase II-specific. The transcript has a single exon. NCBI's taxonomy places the organism in Eukaryota, Metazoa, Arthropoda, Insecta, Siphonaptera, Pulicidae. The coding region runs from base 65 to 955 and encodes 296 amino acids. The record is from RefSeq and is a predicted model, not a curated record. Gene Ontology annotation, biological process: regulation of transcription by RNA polymerase II.
AACACAUUUGUAUUAUUUUGUAACUAGUUUAUAAUUUAUAUAUGAAAUUAUUUAUGUAUUUAAAAUGUCAGAAGCUACGACUUCUUGUGGAUCCGAUCAAGUAGUGAAAGUAGAACCAAUAGAUUACUCAAUACAAGAAAUUGCUGAUGAAAAUGGUGAAGAGUCAGAAAACGAGCCUUCUGAAGAAUUCCCUUAUCCCGAAGUAACUUUAGACGAAGAUGUAAGAGAAACCAGCAACAAAACCAACCAGGAACAAACAUUUCAACAAUUUAGUCUCGAAGCAUUAAAAUGCUUUGUUUGCAAGAAAACAUUCUCAGACUCUGCACAAUUAACAAAACAUAUGAACACCCACACUAAACAAUUCAAAUGUGAAACCUGCAACAAAGAGUUCAACCACAUAAAAAAAUUGAGGCGACACAAGUCAGUACAUGGAGAACGGCCUCAUAAAUGUACUAUAUGCAGUAAAUCCUUCCCCUUUGCAAGCAAUUUAAAAAAACACAUAGCCAUCCACACUGCAGAGUACUCCUACAAAUGCGAUGUAUGUGAAAAAUCCUUCACCCGUGCUGAUAAUUUAAAACAACACAUCUACACGCACACCGGAGAACGGUUUUACAAAUGUGAUAUGUGUGAUAAGACGUUCACCCAUUCUGGGCAUUUAAAGACUCAUCUAGUUACCCAUACCGGGGAAAGACCUUAUAAAUGUAAACUGUGUGAUAAAGCGUAUAGUUUUUCGAUUAAUCUAAGAAGACAUAAGUUGACUCAUACAGGGGAAAGACCGCAUAAGUGUGAGAUUUGUGGUAAGGGAUUCACGCAAUCUGGACAUUUGAAGACGCAUAUGGAGUCUCAUGCUAAGGAGAGUCGGUAUAAAUGUGAUUUGUGUGAUGAAACAUUUGCUUAUAUUAAUGCUCUGAAAAAACAUCGGAGGGUACACAAGAAGAAAAAAUCAGAAUUGUAA